Messenger RNA from Polychytrium aggregatum, 1236 nucleotides. RefSeq lists its product as uncharacterized. The record is from RefSeq and is a predicted model, not a curated record. The transcript is spliced from 3 exons. NCBI's taxonomy places the organism in Eukaryota, Fungi, Chytridiomycota, Chytridiomycetes, Polychytriales. The coding region runs from base 1 to 1236 and encodes 411 amino acids.
AUGGCCGCGAUAUGGCCGCGAUAUGGCCGCGAUAUGAACCGUUCCCACGCGAGCACUCUUGCAGUUCGAGAGAACAUCCCGGCUCUGGGCAUCUUCCGUGCCGUCGCGCAUCUCAUUCGCGCCAUCCGGCAACUGUUGCUGAGGCACUCCCGACUCUCGAUGCAAACGGAGGGAUGGAAGUGCGUCAUUGCUGAGCCGCGCAUCCUGCCAACGCAGAUUUACUCGGCCCUCGUCGUCGUCGGCAUUUGCGGAGCCCUUGCCACCAAAGUGCCGUCGGUACGGCGAGCAUCGGGUCGCCGAUCGCACGAGGGCAAGUCGAUAUCACAGAAAGAGCAUCUCGCCCCUCUCUUGCUGAAAAAACAAGACCCAGCCGCAGAUCAGGAAGAACAGCCACCGUCGCCACUCCCGCCGUUGUUGCUCGAGGAAUACCCUCCUCUUGAUACGGACGCAGCCUCAUCCCCAGGAUCCACAAUCGAGGCAGCGACUUUGGAAACAUCCAAAACCGCCUCCGACGUACACGGCCCACAAAUACCCACCAGUCCUGCGACUGUCUGUGACCAAAGCGCCUCCGUGGCAGCUCUGAAUGUCCCAGCAGCCGGUGAUGCAAAUUGCUCUGCUCCCAUAACGUCGCCAGCAGCAGCAAUCCCACCGCCAUCAACGCCCGUCCCGCUCGUGCCCUCCAAAGACAUUACAGCAGUCCCCCUCAACUCGGUUCCAGUCAUGCCCAUUACUCCGGACAGCUACAGCGACUGUGGGCGAUACAGCGACACUGCAAGCAACAGCGAUACCAUCACAAACACAGACAUGGGCGACGAAGUACCCAAGACCAACACACCUAUGCCCCGCAGUUGCUCUGGAUCGGUCUGUUCAGACUUGUCCGCGCUGGACGACAGCCCCACCAGCGGCAUGCCGGCCCCCACGGCCGCAUCCAAGCACAUUCGGUCCAGCCGAGGCGGGCGUGUAAUGCGGCACUGCGUAUAUCGAACCUGGAAAAAGCAAGACGACUCGGCCAGUAUCAACGAGGUGCUUCUGCGGCUGGAGAAUCUGUCGCUUUCGACAAGCCGCGUGCUUCCUCCGUCGUUCAUCUCCCGAAGCAAGCCCUUUGAUGAAGAUGCGCCGUAUAUCGACACUGACGGAAGCCUUUCUCCUCGGUCGCAACUCUCGGGGCCGGCGCAGGACACCCUGAACCUGAACGAGCUCCUCGAGUCGUUGGGCAAGCUCAAUCUCCAGAGCUAG